Magnusiomyces paraingens is the source of this 1647-nucleotide messenger RNA. RefSeq lists its product as uncharacterized. Gene Ontology annotation, molecular function: transmembrane transporter activity. The transcript has 2 exons. Gene Ontology annotation, biological process: transmembrane transport. Bases 1 to 1647 code for a protein of 548 amino acids. NCBI's taxonomy places the organism in Eukaryota, Fungi, Ascomycota, Dipodascomycetes, Dipodascales, Dipodascaceae. The record is from RefSeq and is a predicted model, not a curated record.
AUGAGUGACCUUGAAAAUAGUCCUCGUCCUUAUAAUAAGGACGAUGAUCUCUCUUCUGCUGAAAUAAACAGAACAUCAACUGGCCGUUCUCUUAAUGAACCCCGAAGAAUCACAUCUGCUAUUGACUAUGCUUAUGAAGACCCUGAACUUGCAGAAGCAAUCUCCCGAAUUCAAAGUCGUCCAGACCCAAAACAUAUGGAAGUCAAUGACGCUGACGAAUGGAAAUACCUGAUAGACUCAGAAACUGGCUACCGUCUAGUUGAAUGGCUCGACUGUGACCCAGAAAACCCCAUGAAUUGGUCUAACGGCCGUAAAUGGUUCCUCACAAUUGCCCUAGGUAUCGUCUGCUUCACCGUCGCUUUUGCCUCCGGUGUCAUUACCGGUGAUAUGGUGGGUCCCGAAAAACGUUUCAACGUCUCCCAAGAAGUCGUUAUCCUUACAGUCACCCUUUUCGUCGUCGGAUUUGGUAUCGGUCCACUUGUUUUUGCUCCCUUCUCUGAAGAAUGGGGUAGACAAGUCAUUUACAAUUCAACCCUUCUUAUUGCUGUCAUUUUUAUCAUCCCUGGUGCCGUGGCUCAAAAUAUUGGUACCCUUCUUGUCAGUCGUUUAAUUUCAGGUAUCGCCUUUUCUGCUCCAAUGACUCUUAUCGGCGGCUCAUUAUCUGAUAUCUGGAAAACUGAAGAACGUGGUGUCGCAAUGGCUGUCUUUUCUGCUGCACCCUUCUUGGGUCCCGUCAUGGGCCCCCUCAUUGGUGGUUACAUUGGCGACCAUGCUGGCUGGCGCUGGAUUUAUUGGGUUAUGCUCAUCUACUCUGGUGUCAUUUACGUUUUGGCUGUCCUUCUUGUUCCGGAAACUCACCACGUUACUCUUUUACGCCGUCGUGCAAAGAAGCUCAUUAAGCUUACUGGCGAUACAAAGUACAAGACCAAGUAUGACUUGGCUCCUGUUAAACUUACUUCAAUGAUGAAGGUGGCUCUCUUUAGACCUUUCCAACUUUUCGUCGAACUCAUUGUCUUUUUGAUUUCAGUCUACAUGUCGGUCAUUUACGCUCUUCUUUACAUGUUCUUCUUUGCCUACCCAGUCGUCUUUAUGGAAGGAAAAGGUUGGAGUGCAGGAAAAACCGGCCUCACUUUUAUUCCAAUUGCUGUGGGUGUCAUUCUUUCCUCAGUCCUUGCACCUUGGAUUAAUAAAGAUUAUAACCGCCGUGCAAAGGCCUACACUGAUCGUGGUGAAAUUCCUCCAGCUGAACUCCGUCUUUACCCCAUGAUGGUUGGAUGCUGGUUUGUCCCCGUUGGUCUCUUUAUUUUUGCCUGGACUUCCUACCCAAGACUUAGUUGGGUUGGUCCCACUCUUGCUGGUUUCCCCUGCGGGUUUGGCUUUUUACUUCUUUACAAUGCUGCAAACAACUAUCUUGUUGACUCGUACCAGCAUUACGCCGCUUCAGCUUUGGCUGCAAAGACUUGUGCCCGUUCAUUGGCUGGUGCUGGUGUCGUCCUAUUCACUGUUCAACUCAUGCACAUGAGUUACCAGUGGGGUGUUUCUAUUAUGGCAUUUAUCUCACUUGGAUGUUGCGCCAUUCCAUAUCUUUUCUUCUUUUAUGGUGCACGCAUCAGAGCCAAAAGUAAGUACGCUUAUAAUGGCUACUAA